AGCCUAUUGCCUUUUAUUUCCGUACAGGGCGUUCAUGCCACUGUUGAUAAACGAGCUCGAAAAUUUCAUCUGGCACGAUACGCCCCCCUCGAAUGUUUUAGUGCUCUGCUCCUUCGUGGGGUGUAGGAUUUCUGAAUUCUGGCGACCCGAAUAGCUCAGUGAGGAGUUUUCGCGUGCCGUGAGUAAGGAACACUGACUGCUGUGACCGACGGGUUCGCACCUGCGAAGCACCUGAAGUAACCCAAGGUACGCAAGGGGUAUGUUCAGGCUGCGGUCACCUGGGCCGUUUGCUCCUGGGUCCCCGGAUCCUGCGAGCUGACCGACCCUGAUCGCCUGCCUCUUCCCUGGCCUACUGCUACCCUUCUGAGACCAAACUUGGAUGAAAUCGGCGCUUCAAUCUGGCAACAUGGAACUUCGACAUCGACACGUGGCUUCAGCUGCUGUACAUAUAAUCGGCAGCCAUCAUCCGCCUGCUUUGGGUACGGCGCCGCAUCUGGGAUGGGUGACUUACGUCCACUGCUGUUACAGUGUUCGACGCAUCCGGAAAGUACCCCACGGGCCUAUUCCAAGGGUCUCACGUCGACUUGGGCGCUUUUGAUGAGUGCUUGGAGACCAUGGUCCUCGACGGUUCUGGUCAUGUGACUUCGCGAGGCCAGUACUGUAAUCUGCAGUUUUACGUAAAGAAUUCCACCGCAUGGCAGAAGAAGAUGGAGCCAAUGUUGCAGGUCAUGGAUACAAGUAUAUUGUACUUCAAAAAAUAUUUCUUCCUGGAAGAGCUUCCAAUCGUUCGCCUGGGAAUCUGCGCUUUAGACGAUUGCAGUCAAGACGAUCUACAAGCUUUAGUAGACUCAGUAAAGCCUUCCGUACUUGAUAUUGAAGUGUCCAACUGCCUCACAAUAGGGUCUCAACCGUGGAGCGCAACACAAAAGUCCAUUGUGAUACUUUUAGGAUUCCUAGUCAUCGCCGUUGUUGGCAGCACAUCAGUCGACCUCUUCAUACAGUCGAGACGAAAACUUUCUGGGAAACACAGUGCGCUCAUCGGACUUGCCACAGCCUUCUCCGCGGUGGCAAACACGCAAGUGCUGUUCAAGGUUGCCGACAAGGCGAACGCCGACCACUACCCGCUGCAGUUCCUGCACGGACUGCGGUUCUUCAGCCUCGCCUACAUCGUGAUGGGCCACUCCUACCAGACCAUGUCAGAUACGUGGUCACGCCUGCAAAACAUGUUCGCCGCAGGGAAUUAUUGGCCAAACAUGAUGAUAGCGGCGGCAUUCAGCAGUGUCGAUACUUUCUUUUUUCUUAGCGGGUUUUUCCUUUGCCUCAGUCUGGUAAAACAAGAAUCGAACGGGCCUCAUGUCUUCAUAAUUGGAGUGCUUCGAAGGAUUAUCAGGAUCUGCGUUCCACUCUUCUUUACCAUCAUGUGCUUCUACGUGGUUCCACUUUUUAGCACUGGGCCAGACACCAAAUCGUUCUUUUUAAAGCUUUACGACGACGUAGAGGAAAACUGGUGGCGCCUCCUUCUUCAGAUCCGAAAUUUCUUUGAGCUGACCCCAAAGACCAUACUUGGACAUACGUGGUACCUGUCAGCUGACUUCCAGCUCUUCCUCAUCUCACUUCUGGUACUUCUACUUUUUAGAAGGCGGAAAACACUGGCAGUGGGAGCCUUUGUCCUGCUGUCUUUUAUGGGCUGCGCCUACGCUACGUGGACCAUCUCAGGAUCCGAUUUGACUCCUUUUGUCGUGUUUCCUACCGAGACACCACAAGUCGUGAUGCGAACCGUCAACAAAUACUACAUACGGCCUUUCUACCACGCUGUGUGCUACUUCAGCGGCUGUAUCGCGUUCCUCGUCAUCGACGACAUCAAGGAACGAAAGAUAUCAAAAGGCGUGCAGUUGGUGGGCUGGUGUCUGGCCACUGCGUGCUGUCUUUGCUGCAUCUUCAUGAAGCACGCCUGGUACGCGAACUCGAAUCCCACUUCGGAGGCUGGAAAGCUAUUCACGGCGUUUUUUGACCGUGUUCUGUGGUCGCUGUUUCUCUCCUGGAUCACGCUGGCGUGCUCUACGGGCCGAGGAGGAGUCCUAAGCAACUUCCUGUCCUACAACGCUUUCGUGCCGCUGAGCAAACUGUCCUUCGGCGUCUACCUUAUCCACUUCCCUUUCAUCCAACUUAUGCUGCACGCGUCCAGAGAGCGCAUAUUCUGGUCACACUUCAACCAGAUCACACUGUUUUUUGCGCUGCUCGUUUGGAGCUUCCUUCUGGCGUACCUGGCCUACUUGGUAUGCGAAGGCCCCACAGCAUUCCUGGACAAGCUUGCCUUCCAGAGGUUAACUAGAAGAGGACGUCCUUCGGGAAACCAAGCUCAAGAGCCACGUCUGGACUGUAGCGCUGAACUGCCGGAGAAGAAAGCGGAAAAUGGCCGGGUCAUCUCACAGCUCACCAGUGGCAAAAUGAAUGGCUAUACACUCUCCGAUCCGGGGAACGGCGCCGUGCGUGGUCUUUCCUGGCGGUCGCAGUGGGUGCCUCAAAGGCUUUGAUUACUAUCUGCUGUAGGACACUGCUUCAUUUCAUUUACUCCUGAUGAAUCAACUGCCUGCAGUAUUGGGGCGUCCUCGACGGAAGCGGCAGGUUCGACCUGCUGCCGCCGCGUUCGCCUCCUCGUUUCGAUACAGGGGUGAAGUUCCGCAUGAAACAAAAUAAGAAAAAGCCAUUGCACCGCGCCUCUUCAUGCACGUGAUGUGCGAAAACGGGUGGUUCUACUACAUGCGGUGUACAGUACCCGCGCAGCAAUCCUUGUGUUGCAGCGUUCCGACGCUGCAGCGCUGCCUGUGCUAUCGCUAUCAUCGUCAGCAUCAUCACCUACAUGAGAAUAGAAACUUCGUCUUCAUACUCUUGUCAACCAAGUGAUACCUCCAAGUUUCUCUGCUGUUUGCUUUUCGUGCGACUAAAAACGGGUCUCAACUGCGCUUUUAUGAUGUUAUGUGGACACAAUUGUGCACGAACUAGUGGUUGGUAGGCUGCCGUAAAUCGCUGUGCAUCUCUAUGGAGCGGUAACCAAUUUGCGGCGGUUUGCUGUUGUAGUGUGCACAUAGAUGGCGCUGCGUCUGCCAAAUAUAAAUGUAUAAUACAUGUGAAUGUGUGUCGGUGUAUAGUGAGCAUGGUAAUGUGAUUUCAAGCUUGUAUAUGAACGCCGAACGUCGUCCUUGUGUUACUGCAUUCGCAGGUUUGGGUCAGGCUGUACUGAGUGCAAGUAUUUAUUAGUCUGUAGCACAAAUUACGAUGUAGUCUUUCUCCACAACAAUACGAGCACCAUGUGUAGCUUUGUGAAGCCUCUCAUACCACACAUUAGGUUUUGCAAAGAUCUGUCGUACCCUGGUCCCUCCCAGUGUUUUCAAUGGGGGUGAUCAAGUUACCCGUGAAUAAAGUCAUCAAAUAUUGCUGCCA
Molecule: messenger RNA, 3441 nt
Organism: Dermacentor albipictus
Lineage: Eukaryota; Metazoa; Arthropoda; Arachnida; Ixodida; Ixodidae
Product: nose resistant to fluoxetine protein 6-like
Molecular function (GO): acyltransferase activity, transferring groups other than amino-acyl groups
Source: RefSeq, a predicted model, not a curated record